Molecule: messenger RNA, 2056 nt
Organism: Acanthochromis polyacanthus (spiny chromis)
Lineage: Eukaryota; Metazoa; Chordata; Actinopteri; Pomacentridae
Gene: ramp2
Product: receptor (G protein-coupled) activity modifying protein 2
Exons: 6
Coding region: 192-794 (200 amino acids)
Biological process (GO): intracellular protein transport; G protein-coupled receptor signaling pathway; protein localization to plasma membrane
Cellular component (GO): cell surface; membrane; signaling receptor complex
Molecular function (GO): coreceptor activity
Source: RefSeq, a predicted model, not a curated record
AGAGAGUGAUGCCGGUGCACCAAUGGGCCACACUAGUUCCAACAUUAUCAGAGGCUCUUUGCCCCAUUUGGUGAAUCCGCCCAUACUAGGAAAUGAGGGCUUCCUGUUGUUUUAUAGAGCCUUCCUGCAAAAAGGUUGAGAUAAGUAAUCCCUACCCACCAGGGGAGACGGACAGAGCAUAGUCAGGCAAAAUGACAGUCACCAGACUUGUGUUUUCUGGCUGUUUUGCGGCUCUUCUCAUCUGGGGAUGCACCACAGUGGUUUGUCUGGUUGAUGAAAAGGAAACAGUGCAACCGACCAUCACAGCAGUGUAUAACUCAACAGAGACGAUGAUUUCUGAUGUCACUGGACAGACUUCCUUGCCAUUCGCUUGUGGAGAUAAUUCUCACCAAUGUGUGCGUUUGUGCGGAUUAUGUCAUGAUCACAACAUCCCAACAAUGGAGUGCCUCCCCGCUCUGUAUCUCCAUCUAUGUCUGACCAAAUUUGAGGAUGCAAUGAAUUCACUGAACAGCAGCGAGUGGUGCAUUUGGGGUAAUGUGAACAGUUUGUAUAGCAACCUAAGCCAUUGCACAGAGGAGAUAUCCGACUGUCUCCUGAUCCCGUGGCCCAACCCUCUGGUGGAACAGACCUUUGUGGACAUUCACUCCAGGUUUUUCCAGGAUUGUCCCACAGAGGAACUAAGCGACCCGCCACCAGCCAUCAUCUUGGCCCUGGUGAUCACUCCCAUCUGUCUGAUCCCCGUCAUGGUUAGCCUGGUGGUGCUCAAGACCAAAAACGGGGAUGGCAGCUCCUGAUGAUCCAGAAUCUCUGCUCUAAGAUGGACCUUAUCUUCCUUCUCUCCUGGCCUGAGGACUGCUUGUUAACUCGUAGACCGCUGCUAUGCUUUAUAUCCCCACCAGUGACCUUGCAGAGGACUGGAUCUUUCUGGCAGGUUUACUUGCACUUCACAACUUGGAAGAAUUUUGAAUUGAAGAUUGAGAGAUAACACCAAUUUAGAGUUAAUGUUCUGUGACAUCACAAUUAUUGCUGUUCACUGACAAAUGUCUCGAUGUUAAUAGAAGCUCGACGUGACAAAAUCUAUGUCCUGUGUCCUGUACUAUACUGUAUCUUGACUAACUUUAGUCAAAAGACUGUGACAAAAGUUUUGUUUUCAACCACUUGACUGGACCAACGAUUAAACUAUUGUUCACAUCUAGUUUGCACACAAUAUGCAGAAAACAGAGCUUCGUUCAUACUGGAGAACCCAGUAUUCAGGGUUAUUAUGACAAAAGCUCUGGAGCUUGCAAAAAGUAAAGGCAAAAUACUGUAUAUUCAUGUUGACACUACACAUUAUGUAGGACACUGGCUGUGCCAAAAAAGACAAGGUAAUUUUUUAUUACUGAACUACUUUUUGUAUGCCGUUCUCUUUAUUUGCUGCUCAAACUUAACUAUGAAGGGAGACAACAUGCAAGCUCAACUGUUUGUAAGUCUGAGUUGGAUAAAAGUGCCCAUGUCCUCUAUGUGUGUGUAGGGAGGACAGGAAAACAAUUGAGUCUAAUGCAUGGAUCUGGUUAUGUGAGUCAUAGCGUAUGGAAAGUUUGGGGUCAGAGGUUACAGAUGGGACACAAUGAAUGGGUGCGCCCAGAAAAGGAGAGCUCCAGGUAUUCUCUAUUUUUGAAUAGGAAAUUUUCCAUCUGUCCAAACCCUCAUAUCGUCGCAUCAUCUUAUAACGAUAAGCUAACUGAAGGAAAGUAGACAGAAGACAUUUAAAUUGUCUGUGCAGCAUCGUGAUAAACACUGAGCAAUGACAAAAAAGAUGAGUGUUAUCUUUGGCCUGAAUCAUGCUAAUGUGGAUAUGUAUUGUUCAGUUUCGACGACAAAGCCGUUGUAAGUGCUUCUAGAUUGGGAACAAAAUGUGUAUUUAUAUACUUUGUUAUAUUUCUGCUAUUGUCAGGACUAUCGUACUGUACAGUCUGAGCAAAUACAUCCUGCCUGCUCUCACACCAUGUACUGUUUGCUUUUUUAUACACUUUUUUAUGAUUAUAUUUUAAACCAUUAAACCGACUGUUGGAUUGUU